GUGCGUGCCGGGGGAGGGGCCAGACGGGGCAGGCGCUCUGACCGCUGUGCGGCGCGCCGGAAGCAGCCUGGGCAGCUGCGCAAAGGCGCGGCGGCUGGACAGCUGGGCCGUUGUCACCAUGCCGGUCGUCCGGAAGAUUUUCCGUCGCCGCCGGGGCGACUCGGAGUCAGAGGAAGAUGAGCAGGACUCAGAGGAGGUUCGAUUAAAACUGGAAGAGACCAGAGAGGUACAGAACUUGAGGAAGAGGCCCAACGGGGUGAGUGCUGUGGCCUUGCUGGUGGGAGAGAAGGUACAAGAGGAGACCACUCUAGUGGAUGAUCCCUUUCAGAUGAAGACAGGUGGUAUGGUGGAUAUGAAGAAACUGAAGGAAAGGGGCAAAGAUAAGAUCAGUGAGGAGGAGGAUCUGCAUCUGGGGACAUCGUUUUCUGCAGAAACCAACCGAAGGGAUGAGGAUGCAGACAUGAUGAAGUACAUUGAGACAGAGCUAAAGAAGAGGAAAGGGAUCGUGGAACAUGAGGAACAGAAAGUGAAGCCAAAGAAUGCAGAGGACUGUCUUUAUGAACUUCCAGAAAACAUCCGUGUUUCCUCAGCAAAGAAGACUGAGGAGAUGCUUUCCAAUCAGAUGCUGAGUGGCAUUCCUGAGGUGGACCUGGGCAUCGAUGCUAAAAUAAAAAAUAUAAUUUCCACGGAGGAUGCCAAGGCCCGUCUGCUGGCAGAGCAGCAGAACAAAAAGAAAGACAGUGAGACCUCCUUCGUGCCUACCAACAUGGCUGUGAAUUACGUGCAGCACAACAGAUUUUAUCAUGAGGAGCUCAACGCGCCGAUACGGAGAAACAAAGAAGAGCCCAAGGCCCGGCCCUUGAGAGUAGGCGACACAGAGAAGCCAGAGCCUGAACGGUCCCCUCCUAACCGCAAGCGUCCUGCUAAUGAGAAGGCAACUGAUGACUAUCAUUAUGAGAAGUUCAAGAAAAUGAAUAGGCGGUACUGAGCUGUGCAGAGUGGGAUAUGCAUCAUGUCUUCUGCUUUCACAUGUCUGGGAUGGGGUCAGAAAUGCAUCCUCCAGCUGACAGAAAAAUCUAGGAUGAGAUCAGAAGGAUACUGGUGUUUUCUGACUUUUACAAAAUUACUUGUUUGUUUUCAUUAAAAAAGAAAAAGCAUAAACUAUGUUUCUUACUACUAUUAGAAUUUAAUUAUUAAAUUUCAAAAUGAAUCCAA
Symphalangus syndactylus (siamang) is the source of this 1215-nucleotide messenger RNA. RefSeq names its product chromosome 3 C9orf78 homolog (gene C3H9orf78). Gene Ontology annotation, biological process: mRNA splicing, via spliceosome. The record is from RefSeq and is a predicted model, not a curated record. Gene Ontology annotation, cellular component: spliceosomal complex. NCBI's taxonomy places the organism in Eukaryota, Metazoa, Chordata, Mammalia, Primates, Hylobatidae.